Messenger RNA from Fopius arisanus, 884 nucleotides. It is a transcript of the gene Dhpr, whose product is annotated as dihydropteridine reductase. The coding region runs from base 80 to 793 and encodes 237 amino acids. The record is from RefSeq and is a predicted model, not a curated record. Gene Ontology annotation, molecular function: NADH binding; NADPH binding; 6,7-dihydropteridine reductase activity. Gene Ontology annotation, biological process: tetrahydrobiopterin biosynthetic process; L-phenylalanine catabolic process. Gene Ontology annotation, cellular component: cytoplasm. Lineage: Eukaryota; Metazoa; Arthropoda; Insecta; Hymenoptera; Braconidae. The transcript is spliced from 5 exons.
AAUCUUGAAUCGACGAAUUCUUCUGAGAGAGGGAACACUCCCUUCGUAUUCUCGUAAAAGCCUGUCAUUCAAUCGAACAAUGGCUACGACAAUCGGACGUGUGAUUGUUUACGGUGGCAAGGGGGCCCUGGGCUCUGCCUGCGUUACCAAAUUCAAAUCCCAGAACUGGUGGGUUGGAUGCAUUGAUAUGAAAGCUAAUGAUGCUGCUGACGCGAAUGUAAUUGUGAAGGGCGAGCACAGCUGGAAGGAGCAGGAAAUUCACAUCCUAGAUCAAGUUAAAGAGAUCUUAAAUGGUGAGAAGGUCGACGGGGUGAUUUGCGUUGCGGGGGGAUGGGCUGGUGGCAACUCCGCUAGCAAGGACUUCCUCAAGAACACAGAGUUGAUGUGGAAACAGAGUGUCUGGAGUUCCAUAAUUGCCUCCAGCAUUGCAACUCAUUAUCUCAAGGAGGGGGGCUUCUUGUCCCUGACAGGAGCCAAAGCUGCUCUGGAGGGAACUCCUGGUAUGAUUGGAUAUGGAAUGGCCAAGGCCGCUGUCCACCAACUGACCAAAUCCCUGGCGUCUAAAGACAGCGGUCUUCCCCAAGACUCUGUUGUAGCUGCUAUUCUUCCCGUUACCCUCGACACCCCCAUGAACCGGAAGUGGAUGCCCAAAGCGGACACCUCCACGUGGACUUCUCUUGACUUUAUAUCAGAGCUCUUCUGGAAGUGGUCGCAGAAAAAGGAUCGCCCGAAUAACGGAGAUCUCCUCCAGCUGAUUACCAAGGACAAUAAGACAGAAAUAACAUCGGCCUAAAAACAUUCCAAACGAAGAGGCAACAGUAUGGCUAGUCCACAUGACAUGACAUUUAUUGAAAACAUAAAAAAUACAGUAACUCUAUUACAGA